Polychytrium aggregatum is the source of this 4416-nucleotide messenger RNA. RefSeq lists its product as uncharacterized. Gene Ontology annotation, cellular component: chromosome; nucleus; cytoplasm. Gene Ontology annotation, molecular function: 3'-5' DNA helicase activity; ATP binding; four-way junction helicase activity. Gene Ontology annotation, biological process: DNA replication; double-strand break repair via homologous recombination. NCBI's taxonomy places the organism in Eukaryota, Fungi, Chytridiomycota, Chytridiomycetes, Polychytriales. The transcript has 17 exons. Bases 99 to 4064 code for a protein of 1321 amino acids. The record is from RefSeq and is a predicted model, not a curated record.
CCACCGUCGAAUCCUUCUCGGACCAAAGUCGAGCUGACACAGGAGAGCGAGCGAGCACGGAAGAUCUGAGGCAGCUGGCUGAUCAAUCGCUUGCUCGAAUGCACUCGGCGCCUGAUCCAAACACAGAUCCACCCCACAAGGCCUCGAUGCCGCGGGAGAGCCAUGACGAUGCUCUACUGGGCCUGAAGCGUACAUUGAAAGAGUGGGAGCGCACCUUUCAGGAGGCCCAGGGCCGAGCCCCAUCCAAAAACGACAUCAAGGGUGCACCCAACAUAGCGGCGCUUUACAAAGAAUACCAUCGUCUGAAGGCUCGAGACGCAGUGACUCGCAAACACGGGGAUGGCGCACCGAAGAUAUCAACUGGCGCAUUCAUGGACCACCAGCAAAGCGAUCCACCGACCGAUGCGUCUAAGCUUCAUGCGGGCCAAUGCAAAUAUCUAUCGCCGUCUUCGAUCCGUCAGCAACUUAUUUUGAACUCCCCAAAGCGGCAGAAACACAACCACAACCCCGAACCACUGCCGAUUUCUCAGAUCGAACUCGGUAACAUCAAGAGCGGACAAGCCGCUCGAGCCCGAAGCGAUGCAGCUGUGGCAGCGAAUACGAAUCUAUCGUCUCCACAACCGCCUAAAUCCACCCAAGAUCCUGUGACACCAAAGAGUGUCCGUAUUCGAGAACCAGAAGUGCGGAUCGAUGCCACACCGACAAAGCAUCGCACCGAGGCGGGGAGAUCUCUCUUUGCCAAUCUUAGCGGCGUCGACGAUCACAAUACCGGUUUGGAAUCCCAAGAUGCCGUAUCAUUCAAAAGCAGAAUUUCCACGCCAAUGAGGAAUCGAAGUACUCCUGGCCAAGCGGCCAAGGGGUCAUUCGUCACCGAUGAUUCCAUCGUGCAAGAUGUAUUUGGGGCCUAUUUGAAUAAGGCAAACUACGAGGACUCGAGUUCGGAGGAGGAGGGCACGGGAUCGUUUGCCAGUGCCCACUCAGCGCCAAUCGAAGACACUGCGCCAUCCAGUCUCAAAAGCCUGUCUUCGUUGCAGUUUAGAAUCGCUCGGCGACCUCGAAUGCAUCGAACCUCUGAGACCUCGUUGGUCCCGCUUCAUCCCCCCUCAGCGACCCCGGACACGAUGGACUCAGUCACAGCAACAUCCAUCUUGGGCAAUGAGUUGAUGAAUGUGCCCGACAGCUCCGCCUCGCCAUUGCGGGAAAUUGUGCCUCCUGGGAGCCGGGCGCGCCCAACACGGCAAUUUAGCUUGCUGUCAAGGGUUGCGCAGCUGAAACAUAGCUCUCUAUUGAGUCCGUUGGAUCUUCAGACCUUGGAAGCCCUUGAUCAGGAUCUCAGCCCAACCAAUGGAGCCACUCGGUCUACCGACGUACAGGAUCCUAUCCAUCAUAUCACAGACCAAAAUUGUACUCAAACCGACAGACUUCAAUUUGUCCAGGGAGCCAACAGCCCUGGUAGUCAAGUGCCGGGUAGCAAGCCUCUGACCGAUUUCAUCAGCGAGGAGCAACAAAGAAAGCGAAAAUUCAGCGACGGCUCAGCCACUGCAAUCGACCCUGUCGAGAACACCGAACAUGGGAAAAAUGAAGCCAAGUCAAAGUCCGAGAAUCGGUAUGAGCCCGAGGGCGGCGCUGACCAUCGAGACAAAGAUAUCGGCGAUAUGUCCAAAACUACAGCCAGACGAAGAGUGGGCUCCAAUUCCAAACGAACUUCCGGAAUGAGUGGCUUGAGGUCAAUCAAAUCAGCGCGGAAAAUCAUCCAAACUGGGAAGAGCAUAAAAUGGCCGGGGAUGAGGUCGACGACGAUCCGAAGUCUCACGACGUACAGCUACUCCGAAAGCAAUUCAAAUUCCCAAGAUCCUUACGAAGACGGGCUCAAAGACGCACCCUCCGAUGUCCUGUGCAAUCAUGAUCUCGACAACAUCGAAUUCGCGCUGAAUCGUCAAAGUGAAAGUGGAGAGAUGUUUCCGAAUGAGCUGAAAGCAGAUCAAAAUUGGAUAUGUGCCAUUGAUCCAAGUUAUGUCCAAGGGCUUGAUCGUAAACGUAGAUACGUUGAUUUGAACGUGGCCCUGACCAGAAUGACGGGGUUGAAGUCCUUCCGACCUAAGCAAGUGAAUGCCAUAAAGAGGGUGAUUGGAUGUCAAUCAACGUUGAUCAACUUGCCUACAGGAUUUGGAAAAUCCCUCUGCUAUCAGCUCCCAACGUAUAUCAUCCGAAACAUACCCAACUCCAUUGGCGGCGUCACUAUUGUGGUCUCACCGAUGCUUUCGUUGAUUGAAGACCAGAUACGUUGUCUCCCUGCCACUCUGAAAGGUGUAUCUCUCAGCACUGCAACGCAAACGUUCCAGGCGCAACAAAAGAUCGAGGCCCUUUUGGAGAUGAAUGCUAUCGACAUUGUGUUUGUAACACCAGAAAAGCUGUGCUCGCAAUCAUUUUCAAGUAUUAUGGACAAGAUAAACCGCGUCAACUUUGUUUGCAUCGAUGAAGCACACUGUAUAUCCGAGUGGUCUCAUAAUUUCAGAUCGUCGUACCUUCGCCUCGGAGCAGCAAUCAAAGAAACGAUUCGGGCCAGUUGCGUCAUUGCCUUAACAGGGACGUCCACCGUCCAAGCGAACAAAUCGAUUUGUUCCAUGCUGUCGAUUUCAUAUCCUGAAGGAGUCAUUACUGGAAGCGUGAUACGUGAUAAUCUUAUCAUUGGCGUUACCAAAAUUGACGACGGAGACAAUUCGGCAAGGGACAAACAGCUGCUGCACCUCCUCAAAACACCAGUUUUCCAGACACUCUCGCCCAUCAUCAUCUACACGAUGUACCAAGUUGACGCGGACAGAGUGGCAAUGUAUUUGCGCGUAAACGGCAUGGCGGCCGAGGCCUAUCAUGCUGGCAAGCCCGCCGAUGUUCGGAACAGCAUUCAAGCGCGGUUUAUGAAGGGAGACAUUGGCUUUCUGGUGGCCACGGUGGCCUUUGGGAUGGGCAUGAAUAAGGUGGACGUACGCAGCGUUAUUCACUACAGCCUCCCAAAGAGUCUUGAAAACUACAUACAGGAAAUCGGCCGCGCUGGCCGUGACGGAAUCCCGGCAUAUUGCCACCUUCUCCUUUCUUCGGAUGAUUAUGCGCGCCAGCGAAGUUUUGCGUAUUCCGAUGGGGUCGAUGAUGCUGCUGUGCAGCGAUUUAUCCUCAAGUAUCUGAACAACGGCGGCACAGCCAGCACACAGAGACAUGUCGAUUCAGAAUCAGAUGUGACAAAUUUACUGAUUCCAAUAGAAGGUGCCGAGAAGGACGUUGACUGCAAGCACCCGAUACUCGAGACAUUCUGGAACAUUAUUGAAGCGGACGAGGAUAAGCCAAUAGCGGUCUUUCCUGAUACGUAUCUGUACUAUUAUGUACGAUUCUUCCGAGGCGCAGAAACCGCGCUAUGCCACUCAGACGAUGUUGUCAAGUAUAUUGUGCAAUGCGCACCAAAACUCACCCGGGGAUAUAAGGUUACGGCGGCAGAGUGUUGCCAGGCACUCAAAAUCUCACCGACAGAACUCUAUCAAAGACUUGCAUCAUACAAGAAGCAAAAGCGACUCUCACUCCAGAUGGAAGAGAAAUGCUUCCAUAUUCAGGUGCGAAAUACCUGGUAUCAAAAGUGCGACGAAGAGAGGGACUUGUCCGUGAAGAGAAUACGACAGGCGAUAGUGGCCAAAAUGGCUUCACUAGAAGCUAGUCGUGUGUCCAAAGUAAAUCAGAUAUACGGUAUCAUCGAAAAAAUCUCACUGAGCCCAUUGGAGUCCGUCGAGCAAUAUUCCACCAAGCAUGAUCGCUCAAAUAUGACAUCAGAGGCCCUCGAGCGGCAGAUCAAGCUGUACUCUGAUAUUGAGCACUAUUUCAAGAACGAACUAGAUGAUGGAAUGACCGAUAUUGGUGGCGACUUCUUCCUGAGCGACAAACAAAAACAAAGCAAAUUCGAAGUGGAAAUGGAUGUGAAAGAGUUUAUUGCUUUACAUCGAAGUGAAAUCACCUCAGGACGGAAUGUGGCCAAAAUUCUCUUGGGAAUCAGCUCUCCAAGAUAUCCAGCAAGCGAAUGGUGAGAAAAUAGAGACACAGUUGGUGAUGGCAACGAAGGGAAUGUGGAUAGUCAAUGGAUGAAUAUGACAACGAAUGGAUUGGGAAGGGAGGAAGGGAUCUCAAAUAAUUCCAAAACUUUAAUCAGGUAUAGGAAUCCGUUUUGGAAGAAGCACUAUUCCUUUGAUUUCCAAGAGAUUGUCCGUUUAGCGAGUAAGGUUUUGAAAUAAAGGAGCAGAAAUUUCACACCAUCAUACAUCGGAGGCCGCUAAUUGCGAGUAGGGAGCUGUGAUAGCCAUUCAUAGAUAUCAAGCAGGACAAACUGCCGAUAUUGAGACUGAUGGAGUGGGGAGGAAGCGAUGAGGAGCAACAGGAGUG